This is a messenger RNA of Cornus florida, 393 nucleotides long. RefSeq names its product deoxypodophyllotoxin synthase-like. The transcript has 3 exons. The record is from RefSeq and is a predicted model, not a curated record. The coding region runs from base 1 to 393 and encodes 130 amino acids. Lineage: Eukaryota; Viridiplantae; Streptophyta; Magnoliopsida; Cornales; Cornaceae.
AUGGGUUCCCAGACACCUCCCAAGCUUCCGACUGUAAAUUUCAGUACUGAAAACAUCAAGCCUGGCUCAAGUUCUUGGAUUGCAAUGUGCAAUGAUGUCCGGCAGGCAUUUGAAGAUUAUGGCUGCUUUGUGGCAGUGUAUGAUAAAAUUGGGCAUGAGGUUAUUCCCCUCUAUGAGAGCAUGGGCAUCAGUAAUGCAGCAACUCUUGAAGAAACUCGAAGUUUCACAAAUCUCAUGUGGUCAGCUGGGAAUGACCUUUUCUGUGAAACUUUGUAUUCAUAUUCAAAGCUAGUGUCAGAAUUAGAACAAGUGGUGAAGAGAAUGGUAUUUGAAAGCUAUGGUGUAGGGAAGUACUAUGACUCUCACAUUGGAUCAACCACUUACCUUCUUUGA